Messenger RNA from Anthonomus grandis grandis, 983 nucleotides. It is a transcript of the gene eIF6, whose product is annotated as eukaryotic translation initiation factor 6. Bases 150 to 887 code for a protein of 245 amino acids. Gene Ontology annotation, molecular function: ribosomal large subunit binding. Gene Ontology annotation, biological process: assembly of large subunit precursor of preribosome; cytosolic ribosome assembly; ribosomal subunit export from nucleus. NCBI's taxonomy places the organism in Eukaryota, Metazoa, Arthropoda, Insecta, Coleoptera, Curculionidae. Gene Ontology annotation, cellular component: preribosome, large subunit precursor; nucleolus; cytosol. The transcript has 5 exons. The record is from RefSeq and is a predicted model, not a curated record.
CGUAUUUACAUGGUAUGCAUGGUUGUUCCCCUGAACGUUUUUAAAUAACUAAAGAAAAUAUUUGUUAAUUACUAUUUUCAUAAAAAACCAAAUUUUUUGUUAAAAAAAUUUUAGUUAGUGAAUCUGCUAAUUACAUUGCUGAGUGAAAAAUGGCUGUCCGUACACAUUUUGAGAGCAAAAAUGAAAUUGGAGUGUUUGCUAAACUCACUAACAGUUAUUGCCUUGCAAGUAUUGGAGGCUCAGAAAUAUUUUACAGCACAUUUGAAUCAGAACUGGCAGAAACCAUUCCUGUGGUGCAUGCUUCGUUGGCAGGCUGCAGAAUUGUAGGAAGAAUGUGUGUUGGUAACAAAAAAGGACUUUUGGUACCAAGCUCGACUUUUGACCAAGAACUACAACACUUAAGGAAUGCACUACCAGAUUCUGUAAAAGUACAGAGAGUCGAAGAAAGGUUAUCAGCCCUUGGCAAUGUGAUAACUUGUAAUGAUUAUGUUGCUUUAGUGCAUCCAGAUUUAGAUAGAGAAACAGAAGAAAUUAUAUCAGACACUCUGGGAGUGGAAGUUUUUCGACAAACAAUAGCAGGAAAUGUCCUCGUAGGUUCUUACUGUGUUUUGAAUAAUAGAGGGGCUUUAGUUCACCCCAAUACUAGUAUAGUUGAUCAGGAAGAGUUGUCUUCUUUAUUGCAGGUUCCUCUAGUGGCUGGUACAGUAAAUUGUGGUAGUUCAGUGCUUGGAGCAGGAGUCGUAGUAAACGACUGGUGUGCUUUCACAGGAAUGGAUACUACAGCUACAGAACUUGCUGUAUUGGAGUCAGUUUUUAGAUUAAAUGAGGCAGAACCAAGCAAAAUUACACAGGAAAUGAGGGCGAGUCUUAUAGAAGGAAUGUCAUAAAACAGUGAUACACUUUGACCAUGGUGGAAUGAAAUUGUCUCUUUAUCUUCUGUUUUAAAAGUAUGUUUUUAAGUAAAUAAAGAAAUUUUUAAAUAA